CCCCCUGCGCGCGCCCCGCCUCGAGUUCGUCCUAUGUGACACGGGCCUGGGUCCCCAAGCUCAGGAAGACCGCCGGGGGCGGUAGGACCGGCGCCCAGGAGCUGCCGCCGCGCCAGAACCCGGAGCCCGGAAGCCUCACGCCGCCGCCCGCCAUGAACGGCUCCCUGCGGCCGGGCGCCAGCAGCUGGCGACGGGCAGCCACCAUGGUGCUGGCCGCUGGCUGGGCGCGCCCGGGCCCCGCCGCCCCGUCGCCGCCCCCGCCGCCCGCCGAGGGCUUUCGGCUGCUGCUGCUGCAGCGCUCCGAGAGCCAAGGCUUCUUGCCCGGGGCGCACGUCUUCCCGGGGGGCGUGCUGGACAAGGCCGACCACUCGGCCGACUGGCUGCGCCUCUUCGCGCCGCACCACGGGCCGCCGCGUUUCGGCCUGGGCCCCCCACUGUCGCGGCCAGCCUCCUUCCCGGGGCUGCCCGACCCCGCCGACGAGGACGGCGCGGCGCUGCCGAAUGACGUAGCCUCCCGCAUCUGUGCCAUCCGCGAGGCCUUCGAGGAGGCGGGCGUGCUGCUGCUGCGGCCGCGGGACGCCCUGCCCACCGCGGCCGAGCCCGCACGCGCCCUCGCGCCGCCGCCGGGCCUGGACGCCUGGCGCGACCGCGUCCGCCGCGACCCGCGCCACUUCCUGAGCCUGUGUGCGCACCUCGACUGCACGCCCGACAUCUGGGCGCUGCACGACUGGGGCGGCUGGCUCACGCCGUUCACGCGCUCGGGCGGCCGCCGCUUCAACACCGCCUUUUUCCUGUGCUGCCUGCGGGAGCCGCCGCCCGUCUACCCGGACUUGACCGAGGUGGUGAGCUGCCAGUGGUCAUCUCCAUCAGAGACAACUGAGAGUUUCAUAUCGAAAAAAAUUUGGUUAGCACCCCCACAGUUCUACGAAAUAAGAAGGCUUGGAAACUUUGCCUCUCUCUCUGACUUGCACAAAUUUUGUUUGGAUGGUGCAUUGGAAGAGAUGGAAAGAUGGCUGCCGAUCACAUUUUUAACUGCUGAUGCAAUGCUCCAGCUUUUACCAGGAGAUGAACUGUACUUAGAAGAUUCAGACUUUGUAGAGAAUGUUAUGUCCACAGAAAAAAAGACUGGAGAAAUCAUGAAGGAAGGCAAGACAUUUCACCGAAUGGUGUUACACAGCCGCCAUGUGUACAGUGUCCACGUGACUGUCCAGUCAAAGCAUAAACAUGUUUAUCCUAAGACCUACGUAGUAAGUCAGAGCCAUCUAUAGAGGACUGCUUGCUUGUAAGCUGGCUUGCUUGAAGUUGUCCUGCUGAAUACCGGAGGUCGACUGGACUUGCUUGGAGCAUAAGGACCUUUGUACAAUCUAGUACCAAUAGUCUAAUCUGAUAUAGUAUAAUAUACAUUUCAAGCGUAAUAUAGUGCUCUCUUGCUUAUUUCAUCCUUUAAACCUCAUGGUAUCACACAAAUGUAAUUAAUUAUUAAUGAUCCUGUUCCCAGAAUGAGGGGGGAAGAAAACCUCACAAGGGCUUCCACUUCUGAAUUAUUAUUUUAUUUACUUACUUUUGAGAGAGAGCCAACAGGGGAGGAGUGGAGAGAGAGAAUCCCA
Lynx canadensis (Canada lynx) is the source of this 1607-nucleotide messenger RNA. It is a transcript of the gene NUDT19, whose product is annotated as nudix hydrolase 19. Gene Ontology annotation, molecular function: hydrolase activity, acting on acid anhydrides, in phosphorus-containing anhydrides. Lineage: Eukaryota; Metazoa; Chordata; Mammalia; Carnivora; Felidae. The transcript has 3 exons. The record is from RefSeq and is a predicted model, not a curated record. Gene Ontology annotation, cellular component: mitochondrion. Bases 153 to 1268 code for a protein of 371 amino acids.